Molecule: messenger RNA, 2482 nt
Organism: Biomphalaria glabrata
Lineage: Eukaryota; Metazoa; Mollusca; Gastropoda; Planorbidae
Product: zinc finger protein 235-like
Exons: 4
Coding region: 444-1697 (417 amino acids)
Source: RefSeq, a predicted model, not a curated record
CAAGUAGGACAGCAAGUGUGUGUGUGGGGGGGGGGAUAAAGAAACAAAGAAAAAUAGAACGAAUGAGGUAGAGGAAACAAAAGAUAUAUUUACUGUUACCGGCACAGGGAUGCUGCACAUGUAGAUUGUACCUAGUUACAUAAGCAGCAAAUAGAAAUACAUCUAGGAUUUUAAACUGCGAGUGGAUUGUGUGUAUUCGCUUCCAACAUAGGCCCAUUAUAAAGUCCAUUCAGAAAUAUAACCAGCUGUCAGGUCAUGUGGUUUGCGAGCUGGACUGUCGUUCGAACCCUGCCCGCUCCCAUCAGGAUGUAGAUUAUCUUCAACUUUAAAGGAAUAUCCAAAACUAAAUGCCAAAAACAUUUUACACCCGAUGCAUUAUCCAAGGACCUAGAGUUCGAAUACUAUUUAAAGGAAAUAACAUUUAAACGUAGUUACUGCCCAAGAUGGCUUAUACAGAGCAUGACUUUAGUCUAGAUCGGAACAAUGUGGUAAAGUGUGUGACGAAAGUCAAGGAAGAGACAGAUUCGCUAACACAACCAUGCCAGGAACAAGAUUUCAAAAUGCCAGAGAUAAAAAGUGAAAAGAUAGAUGAAGAUGAAUCAGACUUGUAUACACAGCAAUCAGAAAACUGUGAUGAAACUGCUAACAUCAAACUUGAGCACCAGGUCAAUGACCACGAAGGAGAAAUGACUUCAGAAAAUUGUGUAAUCUCUAGUAGUAUGCAAGAUCAAAAAGAACAAAAUCUUCACGAGGAAACUGUUUUAGGAAAAGAGAUGAACAAUUCUUUGACUCAUCAAAAUAAAAAACACUUCAAUUUAAAAAUUAGUUUAAAAGAAUUUUCACAACCUGCAGCAUUAAAAAAUCAAUUCCAAUGUGAAAUAUGUCUCAAAGUAUUUGCUAAAGCUUCCUUAUUUAAUAGACACCAAAUGGCAGUUCAUUCAGGGGCGAAACCAUUUAAAUGUCAGACAUGUCAAAAAGGAUUUGCUCAAUCUUCAUAUUUAAAAAGACAUGAAGUGAUUCAUACAGAAGAGAAACCAUUCAAAUGUGAAACAUGUUCCAAAGGUUUUCCCUCAUCUUCUAGCUUAAAAAAACAUCAGGUGACACAUACAGAUGAAAAGCGAUUUAAAUGUCAAAUAUGUCAGCAUCUAUUCGCUACAUAUUUUGCCUUGAAAAAUCACCUUCUAAUUCAUUCUCAUGAAAAACCAUUUAAAUGCCAAAUAUGCCAAAAAGGGUUUGUCAAAAGUUCAGACUUGAAAAGACACCAGAUGGUUCACACUGGUGAAAAGCCAUUUAAAUGCCAUGUCUGUUCAAAAGAGUUUUCUCAAUCUGGACAUUUGAAAAAACACCAGCUAACUCAUACUGGUGAGAAACCAUUUAAAUGCCAAAUAUGUCCAAAAGGUUUUGCUGAAUCUAGGAGCUUGAAAAGUCAUCAAGCGAUCCAUACUGGUGAAAAACAUUUUAAAUGUAAAGUAUGUCUGCUUCUCUUUGCUACAUAUUCUGCUCUGAAAUAUCACCAGCUAACUCAUACUGGUGGAAAACCAUAUAAAUGUGAAGUAUGUCAAAAAGGGUUUGCCAAAACUUCGGUACUGAAAAGACACCAAUCGGCUCAUAUUGAUGAAAAGGCAAAGAACAUUCAUGCGUGCCUGAAAGAGCUUUCUCAAUCUGGACAUUUGAAAAAUUACCAGCUCGCCAUUUAAAUUUCCAAAAUGUCGUAAUGUCAUUUUUUUUUUCAUACUGUUUUAUUUUGUGUGUGGCUAAAAGUGUUCUCAAGAUGGACAUUUGUAAAAAAAAAAAAAAAAAAACAGCACCUAAAUCUUUGUGGUGAAGAUUCAUUGGUCAGAUAUUAACGAAAUUAGGAAAAAAUCAUUUUUCACAUAUUCAACAAAGCAUGUUAGCUUUUCAUACAAAUUCCCUAAAUGCUGUAAUGUUUUGAUACCUUUUUGCUUCUAUCAAGAGCAGCAUGAAACAAAGAUGUGUGCCUGUCUAUAAAAGGAAGACCCUGCCAGAAAGUUUUGAGACUAGUUAGUAGACUUUCUAUGCACUACUGACACAAAGAAAAUGGUAGGACAUGUCAGACACUUGCGAGAUAUGAAAAAAGAAUUUCACAAGACAUUUUCUGAUAGGAUAAACAAACCAUGUUCAACAUUUAUGCUACUAGAUCUGCACCAACAAUUAUGCACCAACAGAACCUUAGGACUAUAAAUAGAAAUGUGAAGGUCUGUCAAGGAGUAGUGUAAUAACUGUAUGUGUACAUUAGAAGUGAAUUGAAUAGUUUUAAGAACAAAAACAUUUUGGCUCAUCGCUAUGUGAUAUGAAGCUUGAUACAGGGACCAAGUAUUGUUGUUUGUGUAUUCUGUUAUAAGUAAAAUAAGAUAUGAUUUUGAUUCUUGAUGAAUGUCAUUUAAUAAUGUAUUAAACUAUUAUUUCUCUUAAAUUUGCAGCUGAUUAACCAAUCAAAAUAAACUAUUUUAAAUUGUAAUAA